UUCUUCGUUCAUUCUUCUCUGCGCUCUGUAUUCAGCGGCGAAUAUGCUAUCCACACUGCAACCCCCUCGCUGCUCUCUUUCUCGCUUCCCUCUCCAUCUUCCCUCCAAACCAUUCUUCUUUCACUCCAAACAAACCCCGCUCUCAUCUUCACAUUCCAUUCCCAAUUCCACACUCACAGACCAACUUCCCACUUCCAAUUCUUCCCAAUCUCUUCACUCCCAAAUUCUCUCCAUCCGCCACUCCCUUCUUUCCCGCCAUAUUACUGCCACCCAACUCGCCGAGUCCUAUCUCAAUCGCCUUCGUGCAUUGGAGCCUCACCUCAAGUCAUUUCUCCACGUCUCUGAAACCGUUCUCUCUGAUGCCCGUGAGAUUGAUGACAAAAUUCACAGAAAUGAGGAAUUGGGUCCUUUGGCUGGGGUGCUUGUGGGCGUUAAGGACAAUAUUUGUACUUCGGGUAUGCCUUCCACUGGUGGGUCUCGGAUUCUUGAUGGGUAUCGCCCACCAUUUGAUGCUACUGCUGUGAAGAGAAUCAAGGAGUUGGGUGGGAUUGUAGUUGGGAAGACUAAUUUGGAUGAAUUUGGCAUGGGUAGUUCUACUGAAGGCUCUGCUUUCCAGGUGACUGCAAAUCCGUGGGAUUUGAAUAGGGUCCCGGGAGGAUCAUCAGGAGGGUCUGCUUCAGCUGUUUCUGCUAGGCAGUGUGUGGUGUCAUUGGGAAGUGAUACAGGUGGAAGUGUGCGGCAGCCAGCAUCCUUUUGUGGAGUCGUUGGCUUGAAACCAACGUAUGGUCGUGUCUCAAGAUUUGGACUUAUGGCCUAUGCUUCAUCGCUUGAUGUUAUUGGCUGCUUGAGUACAACAGUUGCUGAUGCUGGGAUUCUUCUACACGCAAUUUGUGGUCAUGAUACACUUGAUGCCACCAGUAGUAAACGAGAGGUUCCUGAUUUGACAUCACAAUUUUCUGCUGUUGAUUCAUUGGAAUCAAAACCCUUGAAAGGAUUGAGGAUUGGCCUCAUUCGUGAAACCCUUGAUAAUGGUGUUGAUGGUCAAGUAAAUUCUGCUAUACGUGCUGCUGCUUCACAUCUUGAAGAACUAGGAUGUUCCAUCAAUGAGGUAUCACUACCAUCAUUCUCUCUUGGGCUGCCUGCUUAUUAUAUUCUUGCAUCAUCUGAAUCAUCUUCAAACUUAGCACGAUAUGAUAGUGUCAGAUAUGGAAAUCAAGCUGUUGCUGAUGAGCUGACUGGUCUAUAUGAAAAUUCCCGAGCAACAGGAUUUGGUUCAGAGGUUAAAAUGAGAAUUUUGAUGGGGACAUAUGCUCUCUCAGCUGGUUAUUAUGAUGCUUACUACAAGCGUGCUCAGCAGGUGAGAACCAUUAUUCAGAAAAGCUUCAGAGCAGCAUUAGAUGAAAAUGACAUCUUAAUAUCACCUGCUGCUCCAACUGCCGCUUAUAAAAUUGGUGAAAAGGUGGACGAUCCAUUGGCAAUGUAUGCAGGUGACAUCAUGACUGUCAACGUUAACUUAGCUGGACUACCUGCAUUGGUUUUGCCUUGUGGAUUUGUUCAAGAUGGGUCCUCUAGUCUUCCUGUUGGCCUUCAAAUGAUUGGUGCAGCUUUUGAUGAGGGUAAACUUCUUAAAGUGGGGCACAUCUUUGAGCAAACUCUUGCGGACUGCAGAUUUGUUCCACCCCUACUAGCCGACGACAUUGUAGGUUAGCUCCAAAUCAGUUGAGUUGUGAAAGCAGGCAAAUUGGAAGUCUGGGAACGCUACAAUUAGUUACUAUUGUAUUAUUGAUUAUUAUGAGGUGAGCAUUACUUUCUGGAGGCUUUACCAUUCUUUUGUGUUCGCUCUUAUCUAUAAGAACAAAUGGAUUGUGUUCUCCAUAAUUUAUAUGACAAUAAAGAUAGUAAAAUUCUGCUUGCAAUUAGGAGCUAAA
Benincasa hispida (wax gourd) is the source of this 1928-nucleotide messenger RNA. RefSeq names its product Amidase family protein. Gene Ontology annotation, molecular function: glutaminyl-tRNA synthase (glutamine-hydrolyzing) activity. Gene Ontology annotation, cellular component: glutamyl-tRNA(Gln) amidotransferase complex. Gene Ontology annotation, biological process: translation. Lineage: Eukaryota; Viridiplantae; Streptophyta; Magnoliopsida; Cucurbitales; Cucurbitaceae. The record is from RefSeq and is a predicted model, not a curated record.